GGCUGGCCGGGGGCGUGGCCCGGGCCAGGGCUGAGCUCUGGGCCUCCGCGGCCAUCGCUGUCUGAGCGGUCCCUUCCCUUCGCCCGCUCCCCGCCCCCCUGGGCCGAGUGGAGUUGGGUGGUGUCGGUGGCCUCACCCUGAGGGGCACGGCAGCUUCAGGAGCUGGGCUUUCAGCGCGGCGCGAUGUCAGGCGCCGUGAUGGCUCUGUGAGUCCGAGGCCGCGGCCGUGGCGCUGGGCGGCUGCGGGGCCUGGCCCGGUCCGCUCAUGGUGCCGCCACGACGCCAUCGCGGGGCAGGAAGGCCAGGUGUGCUGGGUUCUUCACCUCCUUUUAGACUGGGAUCUGCCAAGUUUUCAGGCAUUGCUCUUGAAGAUCUCAGAAAGGCCUUUAAAACAAGACUGCAAAUGGUGUGUGUAUUUAUCAUGAACCGAAUGAAUUCCCAGAACAGUGGUUUCACUCAGCGCAGGCGAAUGGCCCUUGGGAUUGUUAUUCUCCUUCUUGUUGAUGUGAUAUGGGUUGCCUCCUCAGAACUUACUUCGUAUGUUUUUACUCAGUACAACAAACCGUUCUUCAGCACCUUUGCAAAAACAUCUAUGUUCGUUCUGUACCUUUUGGGCUUUAUUAUUUGGAAGCCAUGGAGGCAGCAGUGCACAAGAGGAUUUCGAGGAAAGCAUGCUGCUUUUUUUGCAGAUGCUGAAGGUUACUUUGCUGCUUGCACAACAGAUACAGCUAUGAAUAGUUCUUUGAGUGAACCUCUGUAUGUUCCUGUGAAAUUUCAUGAUCUUCCAAGUGAAAAACCUGAAAGCACCAACAUCGGUACUGAAAAAAAAAGUCUUCAAAAGUGGUUUUUGGCAAAUUUGUCAUAUCAGGAAGCACUUUCAGACACACAAGUUGCUAUAGUUAAUAUUUUGUCUUCAACUUCUGGACUUUUUACCUUAAUCCUUGCUGCAGUGUUUCCAAGUAACAGUGGAGAUAGAUUUACCCUUUCUAAACUAUUAGCUGUAAUUUUAAGCAUUGGAGGUGUUGUACUGGUAAACCUAUCAGGGUCUGAAAAAUCUGCUGGAAGAGAUACAAUAGGUUCCAUUUGGUCUCUUGUUGGAGCCAUGCUCUAUGCUGUCUAUAUCGUUAUGAUUAAGAGAAAAGUAGACAGAGAAGAUAAGUUGGAUAUUCCAAUGUUCUUUGGUUUUGUGGGUCUCUUUAAUCUGCUGCUCCUAUGGCCUGGGUUUUUUUUACUACAUUAUACUGGAUAUGAGGACUUUGAGUUUCCCAAUAAAGUAGUAUUAAUGUGCAUUAUCAUUAACGGCCUUAUUGGAACAGUUCUUUCAGAGUUCCUGUGGUUGUGGGGCUGCUUUCUUACCUCAUCAUUGAUAGGCACACUUGCACUAAGCCUUACAAUACCUCUUUCCAUAAUAGCUGACAUGUGUAUGAAAAAGGUGCAGUUUUCUUGGUUAUUUUUUGCAGGCGCUAUCCCUGUAUUUUUUUCAUUUUUUAUUGCAACUCUCUUAUGCCAUUAUAAUAAUUGGGAUCCCGUGAUGGUGGGAAUCAGAAGAAUUUUUGCCUUUAUAUGCAGAAAACAUCGAAUUCAGAGAGUUCCGGAAGACAGCGAACAGUGUGAGAGUCUCAUUCCUAUGCACGGUGUUUCUCAGGAGGAUGGAGCUAGUUAGCUGUUGUCUGUAGCCCAGCUUGAUAAGGAACAUUAUACAGCGAAGAGACAAUCUCUGGCAAGUUUUUGUAGAAAAAUGUUUCAGUGCCUAGUCUGAAAAAUAACAGUUUCAGUUCUUUGAAACUCUAAAAUGUAUUUUUCUCAUAUCUGUUUUCUUCAUUUUCAUAAUGAAGUACUUUGCUAUGUAGCUGUGUACAUAUCACUACAAUUAUAGGAAGUUCCAGUCCAUAGUCCAUCUAAAGGACCAAUCUGCCUUACCACAUCUCAAGGAAUUCAGCUGAUGAAAUCAUUUGAACUAAUCAAGAAAUGAAUCCUAAUGUUCUGGAGACUUUAUUUUCACAUAUUUGUUAAAUGCUGGACUAUAUUAUGAAAAUGUUUUUAAGAAAUCAUUUAAGUAUUCAUAGACCAGUAUUUCUGACAGGUAAAAUGCGAAAAUAAGCUACCUGUAAUAGGUACGGAUUAUAUUUUAGAGUUUUGUAGAAUAUUGCAAAUUAACCACAUAGAAAAAUGUUUAAUUUAUGCAACAAGUAUGUUCAUGCAAAUUUGGUAGGACUUUAAAAAGAAUAAAUAUUUGAGAAACGAUCUGGUUCACUUACAUUACAUAUGCUGUAUUGUCCUUUCAUAGCAUUAGGUGCCUUGUAUUUUAAAUCUGUGACAAACCAUGACAAAUUUUUAAAGGAGAAGUAUUAUUAUAAAAUGAAGAAUUGUGUAUUUCUAAAGGCUGUAUUGCUGUAAAUUUAAUUGAUAAAGCUCUGUUUA
Molecule: messenger RNA, 2421 nt
Organism: Propithecus coquereli (Coquerel's sifaka)
Lineage: Eukaryota; Metazoa; Chordata; Mammalia; Primates; Indriidae
Gene: SLC35F5
Product: solute carrier family 35, member F5
Exons: 16
Coding region: 266-1663 (465 amino acids)
Biological process (GO): regulation of peptide transport
Source: RefSeq, a predicted model, not a curated record